This is a messenger RNA of Acanthamoeba castellanii str. Neff, 1068 nucleotides long. Its product is annotated as methyltransferase domain containing protein. Gene Ontology annotation, biological process: N-terminal protein amino acid methylation. Bases 1 to 1068 code for a protein of 355 amino acids. Lineage: Eukaryota; Discosea; Longamoebia; Acanthamoebidae. Gene Ontology annotation, molecular function: methyltransferase activity. The transcript is spliced from 8 exons. The record is from RefSeq and is a predicted model, not a curated record. Gene Ontology annotation, cellular component: cytoplasm.
AUGGAGGGUGUGGAGGACAGCAAGAAGCGGAAGGAGCCCUCGGUGGCAGAAGUCGCGGAGGUUGUGCCGGAGGAGGACAUCACGAGUGGCGUUGAAGAGGCCGGCACCUCCGCCGACGCUGUUGCGGCCAAGAGGCCUCGCCUUGAAGAUGAAGGAUCCAACCCUCCAUCUGCCCAGCUCAAGUUUGCGGGCGAGGACUCGAACGGAGCGGAGUACGCCAGCGAGGAGGCCCUGUGGCGCUCCCUAAAGCGCGCCAAGACGCCCGAGGGCGGGCAGGGCGACGACACCACAGCGGAGGGCAAGCCCUGGUACCAGGGCUCCGAGGAGUACUGGGCCAAGGUGGAGCCCACUCUGGACGGCGUGUUGGGCGGGUUCGGCUUCUUGUCCACCAUCGACAUCAAGACCUCGCGCGCCUUCCUAUCCAGCUUCAUCCCCGCCAUUGGCUCUACUUCCAGAUCUUCGACUUCAACCUCUUCUUCGACCUCUUCUUCGACUUCCUCCUCCUCUACAGACACAACUUCUCCACCUAGCCUCGCUCCGAUCGAGACGACUCGAGCUCUCGAUUGCGGUGCGGGAAUCGGAAGGAUCACGCGCCACCUCCUCCUUGACCUCUUCGAUCGGGUCGAUCUGGUGGAGCCCGACGCCCGAUUCCUGGACAAGGCCAAGCAGCAGCUGGGUCCUCUCCAGCCCCUGAACGGCCACCGGGUGGAGGGGUUCUUCUACGAGGGCUUGCAGUCCUUUGCUCCCGCAAAGCAGCACUACGACCUCAUAUGGAUCCAAUGGGUCAUCGGCUACCUCACCGACGAGGACUUUGUGGCGUUUCUCGGGCGAUGCAGGGAGGCGUUGCGAGAAAACGGCAUCAUCGUCAUCAAGGACAACCUCAACUCCAAGGAGGGCUUCUACGUGGACAAGGAGGACAACUCCAUCACCAGGUCCGACGGGUACUUGCGUCGGCUGUUCGAGGAGGCGGGGUUGAUGCUGGUGCGAGACGCCGUGCAGGAGGAGUUCCCUCCGGGCAUGCUCCCUGUCCGCAUGUACGCCCUGCGUCCCGCCAGCACGUCCUCCUGA